UCCUGGUCUUACAGUUCACUUUAGAAUUUAUGAAUUUCUUUUACUUGGAAAACAGUGUCACCGAUAUAGUAGGUGCAUUUUUCAUGACAUUGGUAACUGGCGUUCAAAUUAUAAAAUUAAUAUUUCUCUACAUAAACAUGAGAGGCAUUGAGGAUUUAUUGCAAUCGAUAAAUCGGCCAGAGUUUCAGCCGAAAUCUGACUAUCAAACCAAAAUCUUGUGGUCUUAUAUAUUAAGAUCAAGAAUUAUGUUAGCGGCAUUUUGGUUAGCUGGAGUUUUUACUGUUGCUACUUGGAUAAUAUUUCCCUUAUUGGAGGAAGAACCCAAAUUGCCCAUAGAAAUAUGGUUUCCCUUUGAUUUAAAAAAUACUACAAAUUUUUAUAUUGCAUAUGCAUUUGUAAUGUUUGCUACUUUUACUAAUGGCAUUAUCAAUAUGUGUAUUGACACUUUACUCUCAGCUUCAAUGAUGAUAGGAGCAGCCCAAUUUGAAAUUCUUAAUGAUUCGCUGGAAAAUAUCCGAUACUUCUCAGAAGAGGAAUUAAAAUCCAGUGGAAAAAGUAUUAAUUGUAGAGAUAAGGAUGAAAUUUUUCCGGAAUUACAAGAAAUAAUGGAUCAGAAGUUUAAAGAGUGUAUAGAACACCAUAGAAUUAUUAUUGCAUUUCUUGAUGAAUAUCAGAACAUGUUCACUUACUGCCUAUUGGUCCAAUUCGUAAGUAGUGUGAAUAUUAUAUGUGUUGGAUUGUUUGAAUUAGCACAGACAGAACUAGGUAGUGUGCAGUUCUUUUCAAGGGUAGGCUAUCAGUUUUGUUUUCUUUAUGAGAUAUUCCUGAUGUGUUACUAUGGAAAUGAAGUUACAAUUCAGAGUAAUAAAUUAGUAUAUUCUGCCUAUCACAGCCAUUGGAUACAUUCGUCAAGAUUAUUUAGGAAACACCUAAUAUAUUUUAUGACACGAACACAGGUCACAGUCAGUAUUCUAGCUGGUAGACUUUUUACUCUAAAUUUAGGCAGUUUUGUUGGUAUAGUAAAGUUAGCAUGGUCAUCUUUCGCUGUCCUACGAAGUAUUAACAACUAGCUGUGACAUCAUUGAAGAAUCGUAAUAAGUGGAAACUGCUGACUGCCUGCAUUAAAUUAUUCAAACAUCAAUAUGCACAUAAAAUC
Messenger RNA from Diabrotica virgifera virgifera (western corn rootworm), 1156 nucleotides. Its product is annotated as odorant receptor Or1-like. Gene Ontology annotation, biological process: sensory perception of smell; detection of chemical stimulus involved in sensory perception of smell. Bases 30 to 1070 code for a protein of 346 amino acids. NCBI's taxonomy places the organism in Eukaryota, Metazoa, Arthropoda, Insecta, Coleoptera, Chrysomelidae. The transcript is spliced from 7 exons. Gene Ontology annotation, cellular component: plasma membrane. Gene Ontology annotation, molecular function: odorant binding; olfactory receptor activity. The record is from RefSeq and is a predicted model, not a curated record.